UCCUAUUUAUCAAAUUUUAGUUCUACUUGCCAGCUUAGUUUUGCCAAAAACAGCCGAAGUGCUUUUGGCAUGCACAAAAAUAUACCUGCCUUAUGCCAAAUAUUAUUUUAGCUACAGGGGGAUUUGACCAUACCAUAAAACUAUGGGAAGUAAGCAACAAGUCUUGCUAUCGAACGUUACAGUUUAGUGAAUCUCAAGUUAAUAAACUAGAGCUCACUCCCAACAGAAAGUACUUGGCGGCCGCUGGGAAUCCGCACAUCAAGUUAUACGAGCUGACCUCAAAUAAUCCGAAUCCUGUCAGCAAUUUCUCUUCACAUAAGACCAAUGUGACAGCGAUUGGGUUUGAAAAGCAAGGUGAUUUUUUAUAUUCUGGAAGUGAAGAUGGCACCAUUAAGAUAUGGGAUCCUCGACUUCCUAACUUUCAAAAAGAAUUCGUUUAUACAGAAGCCUGCAACACCGUCGAGCUGCAUCCGAACCAAAAUGAUUUUAUUGCAGGCCACCAAAAUGGUGUACUGUGCGUCUAUGACUUGUGUGCAGGAAAAAAAAGAAUGCAAUUUACCCCAGAAGAAGACACCUCUGUAAAGUCUCUCAGUAUUUCAAAAGACGGUAAUUAUUGUUGCGCUGCUCUGAAUAAUGGAAAAUGUUAUGUUUGGAAUCUUUCUCCAGAAACCGCUGAAUACUUUAACGAUGAAAAAUGCUGGCAGGCACACAAUGCAUACGUUCUCAAAGUCCUCUAUAGCCCGAAUAUGUCAACUUUGGCCACAACAUCGAGCGACGGCACGAUUUGCAUCUGGAAGACAAAGGAUUAUUCCCUAUACAAUGUUCUGAAAUCACAUACGCGGUGGGUCUGGGACUGCGUCUAUUCGUACAACUCCGAAUAUCUAGCUACUGCGUCCAGCGACAAUUUGGCCUAUCUGUGGGAUAUUAACGAAGAAAAGCCCAUCGCCCAAUUUUCCGGGCAUCACAAAGCUGUCACGUGUAUUACAUUAACAGAUAUCAAACAUCCCUCGAAGCUCCAAAACAUAGCGCUGGCUCAGAAAAAGCUUUCUGAUAAAGAGACAGCGGAAAAAGAACAGCCCACUUCGAGUACAACAAAAAGAUCGAUGCCCUGA
This is a messenger RNA of Schistocerca gregaria, 1112 nucleotides long. RefSeq lists its product as uncharacterized. Gene Ontology annotation, cellular component: TORC1 complex; TORC2 complex. Gene Ontology annotation, biological process: TOR signaling; regulation of actin cytoskeleton organization. The coding region runs from base 93 to 1112 and encodes 339 amino acids. The record is from RefSeq and is a predicted model, not a curated record. The transcript is spliced from 7 exons. Gene Ontology annotation, molecular function: protein binding. NCBI's taxonomy places the organism in Eukaryota, Metazoa, Arthropoda, Insecta, Orthoptera, Acrididae.